Molecule: messenger RNA, 1515 nt
Organism: Aspergillus niger
Lineage: Eukaryota; Fungi; Ascomycota; Eurotiomycetes; Eurotiales; Aspergillaceae
Exons: 12
Coding region: 1-1515 (504 amino acids)
Source: RefSeq, a predicted model, not a curated record
AUGGGUGUUAAAUCAGGGCCGGCAGAUAAAUUCUGCCUUGGGGGAGGGACCGGGGAUAGAGGGUCAGUACAGCCACCACAGUGCCACAUCGGGACGAAAGUGAAAGGGCAGCGGUACCUGCGUGCCAACCUCAUUCCUCUCUUUCCCCAUUUGUCCCACCAUCCCAAGUCUGGAGAUGGUGGGGUGAUUGCUGGGCGCCCCUUCUUUGGGAUUAAUUCACUGACCGGCAAAGUGCCGGCAAUCGACGCCAACCCAAAAGAGCUCGAAGAUGGUGUGUGUGUUUGUGUGUGGUGUCGAUACUCUGGUGUCUGCGGGGGUGACGGCCGGAUCCCCUCUCAAAUUCUAGGCGGAGAAGAACAUGUCCCAUGCCACCUUCUGCCAUGGUAUCUGCAGCGGGCGGCACCUACUUGUGUAUCUUCCUGUCGCGACGCCUUCCUCUCUGAUCCCGCUGUGCCGGGGAAACUCUCCAGGCUCCAAACAAACGAACCAUUCAAGGUCACGAUCCGAUAUCCGCUGAUCGCAAAAGGGCCGUCAGCCGAGUCUAGCCUAUCAGAGCUGGCAGCAAAACCACGAUAUCGCCCUGGUGGGGGUUUCAUCCGUCGGGUUCCUCCCCCUUGGUCAGGGUUCGAGAUAACAGCAUCGCAUCACCCUCGAUUCUUGCGGGUGACAACAAUGUGGGCUGGAGGAGCCCAUGGAGCUGGCAUUACAUUCCGGGCGCAGACAGAGAGCUAUUGUUGUGGACCUGGGGAUAUUGCGGAGUUCAAUUUCCGAGCUUACCGGAGCCCUCGUUCUCUCCCACAUAGUUACGGUCUCACCUUUACCCCCUUUUUCAUUUGGCGGCCCCAUGUUGUCUCUCAUGACGAAGACGUGGGGGUUGCGUUUGAGGGGAAUCAGUUCUUCUCGGGCCGGUUAAAUAGGAAUGAAAAUACAUUCGGGACUACGGGUCUAACAGCCGGUACCUUCUUAGCUGGCCAUUCCCACGUAGCCUUGCCUAGCCGCGGAGGGAUGCCAUCCAGAGAUGACACGGUCCAGUCAUCGUCGUGUUUUGGGGGAAGUACAGUUUGUUAUCCGGGCACAAGCCCAGCUGAGUUUCGCCUCGUCUUGCGCCUCGCCGCCCCUUUGGAGGGAAGUGUUGUUGUUGGCGGAGCCAAUGAUUCGUCUGAUCCAUCCAGUGGUUACCGUCAGCAGCCUCAUUUAGGUACACAGUCGGAGCGCAACGGUCUGCCCUACCAGGUCCUUCGCUUUGCACUGUAUAUGAUCACCGCUCCCGUCACCUCAAGUCACUUCGGAGCUCUCAUUCGACGUGAGUUCGUCUCCCCCUGCUGGUUAUCUACUUCCCUCAGUACCCAACCAAUGCUGAAUGAUGGUCGAUCAGCUGGUCUGGACUGGGCGGGAUUCCUUUCGUGUGCGCCUGCCGCACCCCCCUUCUACAGUAGAGGGAGGAAGAGGAAUUGGAUCGAUCUUCCACCUCCGCUUGACCGUAUCACGCUUUCGGUCGAGAUCAAUACACCAUAA